AUGUGGACAACGAAAAAUAUUGUAACAGGUUUUCAUCAACUAUCGCUGUUCAAGAUAAAUGCGGCGUGCUUUCGUACAACAUCCUUAACCAGAUGGCAAAAUUUCGAGAAUGAAAGAUAUUUCGAGCCUGGAGAAGAUAUUUUAAAGCGGAUUUGGUAUGCUUUGAAGUAUGAUGUGAAGCGAUGGAAAAGGCGCUGGAAAGAAGCCAAAAUGGAUCCGUAUCAGAGGAAUAAUCCCAUUGCUCAUAUCAAGCGGCAUGCAAUGGAUUUCGAGUUGUUCCCGUUCGAAACUCAAGUAUUAAUCAUUGGAGGUGGCUUGAUAGGAUCGUCUGUUGCAUAUUGGUUAAAGCAAGAGUUUCGUGACGAAGACUACAAAGUGGUAGUUGUGGAGAAUAACGAUAAGUUUGCACAGUGCGCUUCAAUGUUAACAUGCGGUGGUAUCUCACAACAGUUUUCAAUCCCAGAGCAUGUUACGAUGUCAGCUUUUGCUGCUGAAUAUCUUCGUCAUGCUGGCGAGCAUUUGCGCAUUUUAGACAACGAUCCUCCUGAUAUACAUUUUUUACCAAUGGGUUUCAUGUAUUUGGCUCGUACAUCCGACGAAGUAGAUCAGCUAAAGCGAAAUUGGAAAAUGCAAACGCGAAAUGGUGCCCGAAUUGAUUUGCUAAACCGUGAUCAAUUACGUGCGAGAUUUCCCUUCAUCAAUUUUGAUGAUGUGUUGCUCGGCUCAUAUGGCUUGGAAAAUGAAGGUAUAAUCGAUUCUUGGCAAUUGUUAUCAGCUAUACGGGAAAAAAAUCUUACUUUGGGUGUACAGUAUCUUAAAGGAGAGGUAGAAGGUUUUUAUUUUGGCCAAAAAUAUGGUACAACACAAAUACACGGAAUCACAGAUGAUGCUGAUGAAGAAGUUUGGCGUAAUAUGCAUAUUCAUGGAGCUUAUGUUCGCCCACAAAUGACAGACGCUUCUGCUAGGAUCAUACGAUCUAAUCAUAUUGUUGUUGCUGCUGGUGCUUGGUCUGGUCGUAUUGCAGAAAUGGCAAGAAUUGGGAAGGGACGAGAUUUGCUGGCUGUUAGGAUACCAGUUGUUGCACGGAAGCGUAUGAUAUUUGUUGUACAUGUACCUGAUGUUCCCGCCUUGGAUAUGCCAGCUCUUGUCGAUCCCAGUGGUGUUUAUUGUUUUAUGGAAGAAAUCGGUAAUGUAUUUAUUUGUGGAAAAAUCCCGAAUAAGGAAGAAGAUGAAAAAAUUGACCACUCGAAUCUGGAAGUAGAUUACGAUUACUUUUAUAAUAAUAUUUGGCCAAUUUUAGUGAAACGUGUUCCAGCAUUUAAAAAUUUAAAAAUAAAAAAUGCAUGGGCAGGUUAUGAAGAUGUGAAUGUAUUCGAUAACUCACCAGUUAUUGGAGAACAUUUGCUUUAUCGAAAUUUGCAUUUUCUAUGCGGAUUUGGGAAUCGCGGCAUGCAGCAUGCCUUAGCUGUUGGACGAAGUUAUGCUGAGAAAUUGUUGGAAGGCGCAUACUUGACAUUAAAUUUGCGGAAGUUUGAUAUGAGACGACUGGUGAAGAUGGAAAAAUUAGAGGAAGAGUAUGGCUAA
Messenger RNA from Cercopithifilaria johnstoni, 1584 nucleotides. NCBI's taxonomy places the organism in Eukaryota, Metazoa, Nematoda, Chromadorea, Rhabditida, Onchocercidae. The record is from the annotation of a GenBank genome assembly.